This is a messenger RNA of Trichophyton benhamiae CBS 112371, 2883 nucleotides long. RefSeq lists its product as uncharacterized. NCBI's taxonomy places the organism in Eukaryota, Fungi, Ascomycota, Eurotiomycetes, Onygenales, Arthrodermataceae. Gene Ontology annotation, cellular component: endosome; HOPS complex. Bases 1 to 2883 code for a protein of 960 amino acids. Gene Ontology annotation, molecular function: protein binding; protein-macromolecule adaptor activity. The record is from RefSeq and is a predicted model, not a curated record. The transcript is spliced from 8 exons. Gene Ontology annotation, biological process: vacuole organization; intracellular protein transport; organelle fusion.
AUGACCUCACAGGCUGCAACCUCGCAUCUCCGCAAAACCUCCCAACCACGACCAACUCCCGCUCGAUGGCGCAGACAGAGCGGACAUGGCGCUGACCUCGGUGCGUACAGCAGUGAUUUGGCCCUUGACAGGCUGCCGGAAGCUAACAGCAGCUGUUUCUCUCGUUUAGUGGAAGACCUUCGACUUUUUCGACGUCUCGCAGGUGGACUUCGUCGACAGCGAAGGCAGCUCCGUCUUCACCAUAACCUCUUCGUCGGCACUACCAACGGCACCGUUCACAUCCUCUCCCGGCAAUACAAAGUCGUCCGCUCAUUUCGGGCAUACGAUGGCGCCUCAGUCACGCAUAUGAGACAGGUCCCCUCGACCUCUUACCUGGUCACAAUAAGCGAGGAUCUAUCCAACGAGCCCGUCCUGAAGAUAUCUGCAUUGGCAGUCCUCGAUGACCUCUGGCAAGUUGCUGUCGGCUUUGCCAAUGGCUCCGUCACGCUAAUCAGAGGCGACCUCAUACACGACCGCGGAGCCGAACAACGCAUAGUAUUCGAAUCAGAAGAACCCAUUACGGGGCUCGAAAUACAGCGAUCCGGUCCCGCGACUCUGUUCAUCGCUACCACCAGCCGUAUACUCUCACUGGUCAUCGGAGGAAAAGGAGAUGGAAAGCCAGCGCGCGCCCUCGAAGACCUGGGAUGCGGAGUUGGUUGCAUGACUUUCGACCAGGAUACCGGUGACAUUCUCGUGGCUAGGGAAGACGCAAUAUAUACAUAUGGCCGUAGGGGACGGGGGCCAAGCUUUGCCUUUGACAGCCCCAAAACCUCAGUCAACGUUUUCAAAGACUAUAUUGCCCUGGUUUGCCCGCCUAGAGCUGCCCUGUCAAGGACAGAAACCGUCAGCAGAUUUGGGACCAGCCAAGUUGAUGACAUCUUCAAUACUUCCACCUUCACUCUCCUGGAGUCGGACCUAAGAUUUAUCGCACAUUCCGAGUCUCUUUCAAAUAGUGUGAAAUUUAUCUUUAUGGAAUGGGGUGAUUUGUUUAUCGUCACCGUUGACGGCAAGGUGAAUCGGUAUCAUGAAAAGCCACUCCAGCAAAAACUUGAAAUAUUGUACCAGAGGAAUCUAUAUAUAUUGGCAAUUAACCUGGCGCAAAAGUCGGGUGUUGACAGACUACAACAAAAUGUCAUCUUUAGAAAGUAUGGCGAUUUCUUGUACCAAAAGGGGGAUUAUGAUACCGCCAUGCAGCAGUAUCUGCGAGCCAUUGACAAUACUGAGCCCUCCCAUGUUAUUCGAAAGUUCCUUGACACUCAACGAAUCCAUAACCUGAUUGACUACCUGGAAGAAUUACAUGAUCACGACAAGGCAACGGCCGAUCACACGACAUUACUCUUAAACUGCUAUGCCAAGCUAAAGGAUACUGAAAAGCUGGACUCUUUCAUUAUGGCACCAGGAGAAUUGAAAUUUGACCUAGAAACCGCUAUAGCCAUGUGCCGCCAGGGUGGUUAUUUUGAACAAGCAGCAUACCUGGCUACCAAACAUGGCGAAAGUGACAUGGUGGUUGACAUCCUGAUCGAAGACUCGAAGAAAUAUUCUGAAGCCCUUAAUUAUACUUGGAGUCUUGAGCCAGAGCUUGCCUAUCCAAAUUUGAUGAAAUAUGCCCGUGUAUUGCUUGAGCAUUGUCCGGAAUCAACAACACAGCUCUUUAUUGACUAUUACUCCGGGAGGUACAAACCUCGAAAGGAGGAAGAACAAUCCCCUGAAGUCAAACCACAAGCCACUGGUGGCGCUGUUCAGAAUAUUGCAUCAUUCAUCCCUCUGCCAUACAUAGGAGGCUCUAAACAAGACAAUAAACAAAGCAAUGGGGCCAAUCCUCAAGCAACGGCAGAACCCGAAGAUACAAAUGAAGAAUCUUCGACGAAUUACGAGAUUCCAAAACCCAGAACUGCCUUUUCCUCCUUCGUCGAUCAUCCUGAUCAAUUCAUUACCUUUCUGGAGAAACUUCUUGAACUAGAUGGGUUGAAGGAAGAGGACAAGGUUGAUCUGUACACUACCUUGUUUGAGAUGUACCUGGAUACGGCAAACCGCAAGAAGUCAUCUUCAGAGAAGCAAGAAUGGGAAUCAAAAGCCAAAAGCUUGAUACAGGGGAAAAACAUUCCCGUAUCUGCGUCAAAUGUUCUGCUUCUAUCGGACCUGUCAAAUUUCCAUGAAGGAAAAACCCUGGUCCGCGAAAAGGAAGGUCUUAGAGCAGAUAUUCUGCGAUCAUAUAUAUCAGCCAAGGAUACCCAAGGCGUGAUAAAGGCUCUCAAGAAAUACGGACAGGAAGAGCCACAGCUAUAUAUCGAUGCUUUGACAUACUUUGCAUCUAGUCCAAAAAUCCUCGAAGAAGCAGGCGGCGAGAUGGAUGCGGUUCUUCAAAAGAUCGAUAGGGACGGGUUGAUGGCUCCCUUGCAAGUGAUACAGGCAUUCAGCAAUAAUUCUGUGGUCACUAUGGGUAUGAUCAAUAAGUAUCUCAGUGAUAAUAUCGAGAGGGAAAGAAAAGAGAUCUCCAAUGUUAGCCCUUCCCCCCUCUUUUCCUUCCUUAGAGAGUUUUCAGUACUAACUAGAUGCCUCGCAGAACCGCCGCUUGAUAGCCAGUUAUUCAAAAGAAACGGAAUCCAGAAAGCAGCAGAUGGAAGAGCUCGGUUCCAAACCGACUGUCUUUCAGUUGAUGAAGAUGCAGAAUGUCCCGUCUGCGCGCCGCAUAACUCAACUCUCAAGGCAAUACGUGAGAGACAGAUCAAAGCAGCUAGCCAGCAUGAGCUGUUCCACUCUGAAUUGCAGCGUAGUAAGGACCGGUUUGGGCUUAUCAGCGAGUUCUUUGGCAGAGGUGUGAUGACGCAGAACAAUACUGAGUAA